Molecule: messenger RNA, 621 nt
Organism: Arabis nemorensis
Lineage: Eukaryota; Viridiplantae; Streptophyta; Magnoliopsida; Brassicales; Brassicaceae
Source: the annotation of a GenBank genome assembly
AUGGAUAUGAUGAGUUUGCAGAGAAAGAAAUGCUCUGAUUUCCUGAAGAAGGCGUAUGAAAUGGUUGAUGAUCCUUCAACGGAUCCAAUAGUAGCUUGGGCUCCCGACGGCAGGGCUUUCAUUGUUUGGCUUCCGGAAGAAUGUAAGAGAGACAUUCUUCCCAAAUACUUACAAGUCAUAGCCUUCGGACGAUUUGAUUAUUAUGGGUUUCGUAGACUUGUGUGUACAAAAGAACAAUUGGUAUUUGCUUCCAAAGAUUUUGUGAGGGGCAAGCCUGAGCUUUUGGACAAGAUUUGUGAACGCCAUGUGGCACGGUUGCAAGCAUUCUAUGAUAAGAAUUAUAAACCAAUACGAGAUCGACCCAAAAGGUGCAAGACCAAAGAAGAGCUGGAAGUAGCCCGCAGAGAGAAUUGGGAGAUCAUGGAAAAGCAGAGAAUGGAGCAGAACGAGUCAUUUAUGAAGGCAAUUCAAAAGGACCGGGAAGCAGCUGCAGCUUUCAAGGCAGAGGAGGCAGCAAUCGAGGCAAAGGCCGCAGCAGCACUAGCACUCGAGGAUCAACAUGCACUCGAGGCAAAGGCCGCAGCAGCACUAGCACUCGAGGAUCAACAUGUACGAAUUUGA